Leucoraja erinaceus (little skate) is the source of this 1681-nucleotide messenger RNA. RefSeq names its product OTU domain-containing protein 4-like. The coding region runs from base 206 to 1213 and encodes 335 amino acids. The transcript is spliced from 11 exons. Gene Ontology annotation, biological process: protein deubiquitination; regulation of protein K48-linked deubiquitination; negative regulation of toll-like receptor signaling pathway. The record is from RefSeq and is a predicted model, not a curated record. Gene Ontology annotation, molecular function: cysteine-type deubiquitinase activity; K63-linked deubiquitinase activity. Lineage: Eukaryota; Metazoa; Chordata; Chondrichthyes; Rajiformes; Rajidae.
ACUACAUUGUCCUGAAUCCACCGCGCCGCACAGAUGAGGGCAGUGACCGAGGGCGUUCUGCCAGGACAAUCGAUCUUGUGCGCUGGAAGUUUGCCCUGGAGCGCGCGGGGGGGACACAUACACACGUUCCAGCUUCGUUAGAGGAAGCGCCCGGUCAAAUGCAACCCAUGAGUUUGCCUUCAAAACGCCAAGGCUGCCACUUGAAAUGGAUAGAGUCGGCGCUGCUGGUCAAGGCGAAGACGGCGAGGCCGUGGAGCGCAGUAACCCAUCCAGUCCCGGCGAAGUCCUACUGGAUGCAUUCUUGAAGAACCAGGGUCUUUAUCGAAAGAGAAUUGCCAAGGAUGGCUCUUGCCUUUUUAGAGCUGUUGCUGAACAGGUCUUCCAUACGCAAUCUGAACAUCUUGAAGUGCGAGGAGCUUGUGUUUCUUACCUGAGGAGGAACCAAGAACAAUUUGAAGCGUUCAUUGAAGGAUCAUUUGAUGAAUAUUUGAAGCAACUUGAGAAGCCACAGGAAUGGGUUGGACAAGUAGAAAUCAGUGCGCUUUCACUCAUGUACAAGCGGGAUUUUAUAAUUUACCAGGAACCAAAUAGACCUCCUGCCCGAGUUACUGAAAAUGGAUUUCCUGACACGAUCUCGUUAUGCUUUUCAAAUGGAAACCAUUAUGACAGUGUCUAUCCUCGGAAAUUUGUAGAUGCUGCAGCUCUUUGCCAAUCCAUUCUCUAUGAAAUGCUAUACCAGGAUGUACUAAAAACUGAUGUUGAGCCCGUGAUAUCAGCACUGGAUGCAAACGGCAAAACAAAUGAGCAUGUCCACUCCAGUGAAGAUUCUGAUUCUGGCGCCGAAAUGGAAUUGCAUCGGGGCAAAGCUGCCGAUGAGUGUGACAUGAGUGGAUUCAAGUCCCAGUCGUGUAAUAAAGUCAGAAAGAAGCAACGAGAGAAAAGUGAAAAUGCAGCUCAGAAUCCCUUUCCUGGCGAGGUCCUCCGAGCGUUCAACCCGAAUGUUUACAGAAAUAUUGAGUACGAAGUUUGGCAGAAAUCAAAGCAAGCGCAGCAGGAAAGGGAUUACUCUAUUGCUGCUGGCAUGCAGUACGUUGUUGGGGAUAAAUGCAAGGUCUGUUUGGAUAAUGGUAAAUACUACAAUGCACACAUUCAGGCAAUCAGCCCUGACAAUGGACCAGUUGACGUCUACAUAGAAGAACUAGGAGAAAAGUAGGUUCAACCAUAUUAAUUUAAAAGAUAAUUGUGCCUUCCAUGUUUUAGCCUUUAAAAAUAUUUGAUGAUUGUUUUACGUUUCGUGGUAGCAUUUUUCUAACAUGGUGCGAGCAUGAUGAUCCGUUUGACUUUCAUGAUGUGAGAGGGUGGAAUGUGUGAGCAGCUGCUAUCAAUAUGUAGGGCAACAGAAGUGUGUGUUCAAGGACUAAAGAUUUGCAAUUUUCCAACUGAUCCACAUGUACCUUGAAAUAAUUCUCCAGCCAAACUUGGAGAAGUGAUGUGAGCCAUGGAUUAAAAAUGCAAAGUGGAUGGGGGUGCAGUGAAGGUAUGUACUAGGUUGAGAGAAAAAUGCAAACACCAUGCAUACCAUUUGUACAGAUUCAGAUUCAAUUUUAAUUGUCAUUGUCAGUGUACAGUACAGAGACAACGAAAUGCAUUUAGCAUCUCCCUGGAAGAGCGACAUAGCAAA